Messenger RNA from Spea bombifrons (plains spadefoot toad), 849 nucleotides. It is a transcript of the gene EDARADD, whose product is annotated as EDAR associated via death domain. Lineage: Eukaryota; Metazoa; Chordata; Amphibia; Anura; Pelobatidae. Gene Ontology annotation, biological process: signal transduction. The coding region runs from base 74 to 700 and encodes 208 amino acids. Gene Ontology annotation, molecular function: protein binding. The transcript has 6 exons. The record is from RefSeq and is a predicted model, not a curated record.
GAAGUGCAGAUUCCAGAUCAUUUGAGCUCUUGUUGUGGCAUUGUCAAACACUAAAGACCGCAGACGCAGGCACAUGGCUUCUGAAGAGUCUCCGGCUGACAAUCAUGACACCAAAGAACCAGUGGAAGAUACUGAACCCAGCACUUUGCUUUUUGAAACAACCGAAAAGUAUCCUGUCCAAGAUACAAAGCUUCCUAAAGGAGAUGAACGCCUUCCAGAUGCUAUUCUUCUAGAAAACCCUACUGAUUUUCCUGAAAUUCCUACAUCGGACAGGAUAAAGCAGCCAGAAGAAAAUGACUGUCCAGUAAUGACUAUUGACACACUCCCUGAUAUAACCAAGAUCACCCAUUCAUACCAAGAGAGCAGUGAAACUUUCCCACCAACUAUUAGCGACUUGCUGAACGACGAGGAUCUGUUAUACACUCUUCAGAUCAAGCUAGACCCUUGUCACCCUACUGUAAAAAACUGGAGAAACUUUGCCAGCAGGUGGGGAAUGAGUUAUGAUGAAUUAUGCUUCUUGGAGCAGAAACAACAGAGUCCUACCGUUGGGUUCUUACUAAGGAACAGUGAGAGAACUGUGGAGCAGCUGAUUCACUUAUGUAAACUCUACAGACGGGUUGACGUCCAAAAAGUGUUGUUGAAAUGGGUUAACGUGGAUUGGCCGAUGCGACUACGUAAAAACUACAAGAGCAGUAUGUGACCCGGAGCACGUAUUGAACUUUUGUUACUUAUAAAUAUAUUAUUGAGGUAGACAUGUAUCAUGUAGCUGAAAAGAUUGACCAAUAUUUUUCUCCUUCCACACCAAUUUAUCUUUUUUUAUAUUCACCGAAACAUUACUAUUUUUGAGUA